This is a messenger RNA of Mizuhopecten yessoensis (Yesso scallop), 1268 nucleotides long. Its product is annotated as ADAM family mig-17-like. The transcript is spliced from 11 exons. Lineage: Eukaryota; Metazoa; Mollusca; Bivalvia; Pectinida; Pectinidae. Bases 74 to 1210 code for a protein of 378 amino acids. Gene Ontology annotation, biological process: proteolysis. The record is from RefSeq and is a predicted model, not a curated record. Gene Ontology annotation, molecular function: metalloendopeptidase activity.
GGGUGAACAUUUUAGAAUUCAGCCACAUUCUCAAGGAAGUCAACACCACAGAAUUGCCAAAACAACAAGGCCAAUGGUUGCCUAUCGUGACACCGCGCUACAUGAUGAUGCCCAUUCAAAAGGAAGGCCUCUUUUACACGACAUCAUCAACAAGAGGGCACUUUCUCAUGGCAACAAUCACGUGGUCGAAAUUCUUGUGUUUCUGGAUGAUACUAUUUACGAUUUUUUUCUGAAGAUCAGUGGUGGAAAUGAAGAGGAGACGUUAGCGAAAAUGAAGAUGUACUAUACACUCAUAGCAAAUGAUAUGGACCUACGAUACCAAUCAUUGAGUGAUCGACAUGACAAGUUCAAGGUCGACAUUAUGAUUAACGGAUUUGUGUUUUCAAAGACUUUAGAUGGUUUUCCAUGGAUACCAAAAUACCUUGUUGGCAACAAUAUUUACGACGCUGAGAAUGCCAUGAAGUUAUUUGGACAGUACCAAUACAGUAACAGGGAAUAUCUGCCGGAGUUUGACCAUGCCAUGCAAUUCAGCAGAAGGGACCUUGCAUUCUACGAGGAUGGGUGGCAAUCUGAUCUAUUGGGUGUUGCAUUCAAGGGCACCACGUGUUCCACGCCGAGCCUGGCGGUAUCCAUAAUAGAGGAUGCGUCGUACGGUACGACGGGACAGACAGCGUCUCACGAAUUAGGUCACAGUCUCGGGUCCAGUCAUGAUGGGGCAGCUGGCUGUAAUGAUGACAAGCAAUACAUAAUGGCUGCAUUUACUGCACAGUCUACGAAAAAAGUGGCAAGGCACAUGUGGAAGAUGUCGGAAUGCUCCUCAGAUGCAAUUUACAAAUACCUUAACAGACUGGGUAACCACGUGUGCACGAAGAAGAACAGUUUUUCCAAGACGGAAUACGACAAAGACCACGGCCUAGCUAGCGGAGGACAAGUUUACGACCUGAAUUCUCAGUGUAAAUUAAGACAGGGCAUAAAUUCGUUCGUGUGCCGGGUAGCAGACACUACAAUUUGCUCCCAAGGAAUAUUUUGUAAAAUCGAAAACACGAAUUACUGUCAACGUAUUCUGGCCAUGGAAGGUUCGGACUGUGGUCAAGGCAAGAUAUGUAACGAAGGCAAGUGUGUUCGUCAAUCUAAGAAUUCCAGCAAUCGUCCAUUGAGUCUGGGUGAUAAGAAACCGGGGCUUCUAGAAUCUGUUCCUAGAAAUCCUUAAAGCAGACAUCUAGUUCAAGCGAUGAGGUCCGAAGUCAUGUUAAUAAAUUUGCUUUAAA